AUGCACCUCUCUCAUUACUUAGAGAUGUUCGAAUACAUUGACUAUCAGACGAUAUACACCGUGGGCAAACGCUGGUUCAUCUUUGGAACUGCAUCAGCUUUCCCUACGACAUUAUUCUACGAUGCGCCAUUUGGCCGCUUCUCCACACCCGAUAGCGCUCUCGCCCUCGAUGGGAUCAAGAGCUGGAUGUUCAUGGAACUUGUAUCUCCCGCGACCUUCCUUAUUACUGCAGCAAUACACCCAUUCUCGUCAAAAUCCUUCCCGGUACCCCUCGUCAACUCGAGCACAAUCGAACCACAAGCGCUACUCACCGGACUCUACCUCAUUCACUACCUUAAUCGUGCCAUUCUCUCGCCUCUUCGCACGCCUUCCCGCUCUAAAUCGCACGUCGCCGUAACCGCCGCAGCGUCUUGCUUCAACGUUUUCAACGGCUUCUUGCUUGGCGCAUACCUGUCGUCGAGCAGGACCGCCGCCUACCUCUCCAACGCAUACAGUUCCCCUCGCUUCUGGAUCGGCAUCCUUCUCUGGAUAGUUGGCCUCGCAGGGAAUAUCGCACACGACGAGAUCCUAUUGAAUAUCCGACGCAAGUCCAAGGCGAAAGGAAAAGAGAAGGAGGGCAGCAGACCAGGCGAACACUAUGCCAUUCCCCAAGGCGGACUUUACCGCUACAUAUCAUACCCGAACUACUUCUGCGAGUGGGUCGAGUGGAUCGGCUUCGCUCUUGCUGCAUCGCCCCCACCCAGCGCGAAUGCUCUGCCGACGCUCCACACAGUGAUUACAGCUGUCAGGGAGAGUCCACUAGCAGGCUUAGCAAGAGUCUUCACACCGUUCGUCGACUCGUUCAGUGCACCAUGGGCUUUCAUGUUCGCGGAGGUUGCUGUGAUGAUGCCGCGUGCCAUCCGGGGGCACCAAUGGUACCACGACCGCUUCAAUGGUACCUAUCCGCGCGAGAGGCGGGUCGUGAUACCAUUCCUGUUUUAA
Molecule: messenger RNA, 981 nt
Organism: Peniophora sp. CBMAI 1063
Lineage: Eukaryota; Fungi; Basidiomycota; Agaricomycetes; Russulales; Peniophoraceae
Source: the annotation of a GenBank genome assembly